Gasterosteus aculeatus aculeatus (three-spined stickleback) is the source of this 1910-nucleotide messenger RNA. Its product is annotated as bcl-2-related ovarian killer protein homolog A. Gene Ontology annotation, cellular component: mitochondrial outer membrane. The record is from RefSeq and is a predicted model, not a curated record. Gene Ontology annotation, biological process: release of cytochrome c from mitochondria; extrinsic apoptotic signaling pathway in absence of ligand; regulation of apoptotic process. Gene Ontology annotation, molecular function: BH domain binding. Lineage: Eukaryota; Metazoa; Chordata; Actinopteri; Perciformes; Gasterosteidae.
ACUCCUCCUCCGGGCGUCGCCUCUGUGCGAAUCCAACGCACCCACGGAACGCCAAUGGGAAGGUAGAACAACAGGUAGGCGUCCUCUAAUCGCGUCCCUCCGGAUAGUCGCUGUUUUCCGGGGAAAGUAGAGGACCCGCGCGCAGCAUGAAUGACACCUGAGCCCCGACUUCCUAAUGGUGAGCUCGGGUCACUUUCUGUUGGAGAGACGUCGGCCUGAGUUUCCUGUGGGCUUCGGUUGCUUUUGGCCGAGAGUCCGUUUCUUGACUUGUCGUUUGGAAUUAUUUUAUUUGUUGAAUCACACCGGGGGCGUCUCAAUGUGGAAGAUGCCAUAUUGUCCUCGGCGUUAAACUCUGUUCCUGUGGGAUUAAUUGGGAGAGGACACCCUGUGCCACAGCUGAUCCCGGGAGGUCAGACGCUCUCUGACCCUGAGCUCCGUGCAGGCGGGCAUGGAGGUCCUGCGGCGGCCGUCCGUGAUGGCUGCUGAGGUCCUGGAUGUGUUUGACCGAUCGCUGACGGAGAAGGAGCUGGUGUCCCAGUCUAAAGCCCUGUGCAGGGACUACAUACUGUCUAGACUCCACCAGAAUGGACAGGGAUGGUCCAAGACUGAACUCCACCUCUCUCCCUCAAGUGCAGCGCUCGCCGAGGUGUCUUUGGUGCUCCUCUGCCUUGGCGACGAGCUGGAGUCCAUACGGCCCAGUUUGUACAGGAACGUGGCGCGGCAGCUCAACAUCUCUGUUGCCAUGGAGAACAUGGUUUCAGAUGCCUUCAUCGGCGUGGCAACGGAGAUCUUCUCAACAGGGAUCACAUGGGGAAAGGUGGUGUCCAUGUAUGCAGUAGCCGGAGCCCUGGCGGUGGACUGUGUCCGUCAGGGCCACCCAGCCACCGUUCACAUCUUGGUGGCCAGUCUGGGACAGUUUGUCCGCAAGUUUCUGGUCCCCUGGCUGAAGAGACGGGGAGGAUGGGCGGAGAUGUGUAAAUGUGUGUUGAAGAAGGAUCUUCCCCCGGAGCACCACUGGCUGUCGUCUGCAAUGGAUUCCCUGAAAUACUUCCUCACCGCGCUGUACGUCUGCGUCAUGAAGGAGCCGUGAACGAGCGCAGGGACCAGGUUCUAUCUCAAGACUUAUUUAUAACAAUGGAUGGAGUCGAGAUGGCCGCCGUGCCGCCCGGCGCCGAAUAGCCAAUCAGCAAAUGUUUCAUCGGCAUCGUGUGUUUGCGUCCUCAACAGGUGAUUACCUCCAGCCAAAGCGUAGUCACUGUGGUGUUUAAGGGCAUAAAGAGCCAGGAAAAGGUGUGUAUGUGUUCCCCUCCGCCUCCUCUCUCCGCGCUGCUGCAGAAAAACGGGCUUUGUAGCAGGUUUUUUUUUUCUUGUGCGUGGCGGUUUUCAGGUUGCACCCGAGAGAGAAACCCUUUCACGCUUUUGAUUCCAUGUGUGUCUCUGUAAAUACGCCCGAGGGAGAAAUGAAAGCGUCAGCCACAAUCGAGAUGAGAGUUGAUCCUCAGCUGGCUGAGGCUCCAGAGUAUUCUGCGCCUGGAAAAGACGUCCGUCACGUGGUGAUUUACGCUGUUGUUCUUCGCCGUGACCGCACAAGCAGCGUCUCUACCAGGAUUAAAGUUUCUGCUACGCUUUGAGAAACUAUUGGAACAAGAAAUGUUUGGUCUCAUCUUUGUCCAAAGAAGGUACUUAUUGCAUCCACAUUGGUUUGGUGCAAUUAAUUUUCUUUUUUAAAUCUGUAAAUGUAUAUUUUUUUGGAUUAUGAGUAACGAUUGAAGCCCCUUCAGUAUACAGACAGGAUGAUUGUGUUGCAUGUUUGAUGGUUUUCACUUUAACAUUGUUAAUUUAUAAAUAUGUCUCAAUGUCUCUUUUUUUUUUUUUUUUUUUACGUCCUUAAUAAACCUAAAAUCUUAACA